UGAAUGAGUAUAUACAAGAUGCUUGCCAAUAUUUAAUAUUCUUUGGAUUACAAUAUUGAGAUUCUAGUUGAAUCUUUUCAAUUAAAAACAUUUUUACUCUAUACUUUUAUGAAAUUGUUUCUUUUCUUUUGAAUCAGUUCUUAGUCAAAGAUUCAACUUGUAAUUGGAACUUAACAAACCAGAAUGUCUACUAGUGCCUGUAACUUACUUGUUUUGUUUGGAAGCCAGACUGGUACUGCUCAAGACUGUGCUGAAAAGAUUGUCCGAGAAGCAAAAAGGAGACAUUUUUCAUCGAGAGCUGUAGCCAUGGACUUGUAUAAUGUUGCUAAUCUUCUUAAUGAGGAACUUGUUGUGUUUGUAUGUUCCACUACUGGACAGGGUGACCCUCCAGACAACAUGAAGACAUUUUGGAAAUUUUUGUUAAGAAAAGAUUUACCUGCUACCUCAUUGACUAACAUGAAAUUUGCCGUUCUUGGACUAGGAGACUCAUCCUACCAGAAGUACAACGUAGUGGCCAAGCGUUUGCAGAAAAGAUUAGAACAACUUGGAGCUUGUUCUAUAUUGAAGCUUGGUUUAGCAGAUGACCAGCAUGACCUAGGAAUUGACGCAGUCAUGGGUCCAUGGUUGAAUGACCUCUGGGAGGUUGUGUUGCGAUUAUAUCCUUUGCCUCCAGGUGUUGAGAUCAUUGGCAGUGAUGUCUGCCCAUCACCUAAGUAUAAGGUGUCAAUACUGGAAACUGUCAAGCUAAAAGAUUCAGAGAAUGUGAAAGAAAAUUUCAACGAGGCUAAAUCAGUUUUGCAGAAGAAUGUGAAGAUUGGUGCUUUGUGCCCUUUCCAUGCUAGGAUGUUCGAGAACAAAAGGGUAACAUCCCCUGAUCACUUUCAAGAUGUACGUUUGAUCAAGCUGGACAUAUCAGGAUCCAAUUUGCACUAUGUUCCCGGGGAUGUUGCUGUAGUAUCACCCCAGAAUAUGCCAGACACAAUUCAGGCAUUCCUUAGUGUGACUGGCCUUGACCCCAACACACUAUUUACUUUAGAACAGAAUGACCCAGAUGUACCUUUACUGCCCAACUUCCCUGAUCCGUGUACUGUUCAAUGGCUUGUGACACAUUACCUGGACAUUAACUCAGUGCCUCGCAGAUCUUUCUUUGAGCUGCUCAAGUAUCACUCCCAGGAUGAGCUGGAGAAAGAAAAACUGGAAGACUUUUGUUCAGCCCAGGGCCAAGAAGAAUUGUUUUCUUACUGCAAUCGAGUGAAAAGAACAAUUUUAGAAGUUUUGCAAGAUUUUUCUAAAACUGCUGCCAACAUUCCACUGGAGUAUCUGUUUGAUAUCAUUCCACCUCUUCAGCCAAGGUCUUUCUCCAUCGCUUCAUCUCCUAAAGCACACCCUAAUGAGAUUCACCUGUUGAUGGCUGUUGUCAAUUAUAAGACUAAGCUUCACCUUCCUAGGCGUGGAGUUUGUUCUACUUGGCUUGCCAGCCUUGACCCUAAUGACCCUGCAAGUACUGUGCCCAUCUGGGUAAAGCAGGGGACCAUCAGAUUUCCAACUGACCCUACUGUCCCGCUGAUAAUGGUUGGUCCAGGUACUGGUCUGGCGCCAUUUAGAAGUGUGAUAUUUGAUAGAUGUACUGCAGAACACUCCGCAGCCCUAGUGUUGUUCUUUGGCUGCCGCAGUCAGUUGAAAGACUUUUAUUGUAAAGAAGACUUCUGUACAUUAACUCAAAGUGGACCACUGAAACUCUUUACUGCUUUCUCUAGAGAUCAGGAAAACAAAGUUUAUGUUCAACAAAGAAUUCUUGAGCAAGGGGACUUAAUCUGGAAAAUGAUAUACUUGGAUAACGCCUCAAUUUAUAUAGCUGGGAAUGCCAAAAGCAUGCCUGAUGACGUCAGACAAGCUCUUUGUGAUGUUUUAAGCAGCCAUGGCAACAUGACGACAGCGGAGGCUGCUGCCUAUCUUCAAGAGCUAGAACGACAAAAAAGGUAUCAAGUUGAAGCCUGGUCCUGAUUCGUAACGACCUGUCAAGCCAGUUGAACCCGUGUGAGAGGUGACACAUUUUAACUCCAUGUUUUUGUUUUCUGAGUUAAUCAAUGACGACCUGAUGCAACACAAGUUGGUGCAGUGUUAUGUUGUGGACCUACCUAGUUACCAAUGUAGAAGUAGAAAGUACUUUGAACUCAGUGCAUGUUGAAUUAACCUCCCCGUUUCACAUUGAGGUCACUUGAAUCAUCACGUUAAGUACUAUUCAUUACAAUAUUGUGGAAUUACAAUUUACAUUUGACUUUUGUAACUAGGUAUGAGCAAUUAAAAUUGAAAGAGUUAAAACACAUUUUCAUACAUGAUUGACAAAUUAUAUGGACAAAAAAUAUUUUACUAUUUCUUUCUCAGCCUUAGUGUUGUUCUUUGGCUGCCGCAGUCAGUUGAAAGAUUUUUAUUGUAAAGAAGACCCCUGAAACCCCUAAAACACAUUUUCAUACAUGAUUGACAAAUUAUGUUUAAUUUCAAAAGUUUAAGGAAAUUUAGCUCUUAUUUGGAAUCUUUGUUCAAUGUAAGCUACUGUCUCACUUCAUUCUAUUAGGUCACAAUUUAUUUUAGAUAUAAUGUUUAUAUUCCAGUCAAUCUCAUGUGCAAUC
Messenger RNA from Biomphalaria glabrata, 2630 nucleotides. Its product is annotated as NADPH-dependent diflavin oxidoreductase 1-like. The record is from RefSeq and is a predicted model, not a curated record. NCBI's taxonomy places the organism in Eukaryota, Metazoa, Mollusca, Gastropoda, Planorbidae. Gene Ontology annotation, cellular component: cytosol. The coding region runs from base 184 to 2004 and encodes 606 amino acids. The transcript has 14 exons. Gene Ontology annotation, molecular function: FMN binding; flavin adenine dinucleotide binding; NADPH-hemoprotein reductase activity.